Messenger RNA from Moneuplotes crassus, 1207 nucleotides. Lineage: Eukaryota; Ciliophora; Spirotrichea; Euplotida; Euplotidae. The record is from the annotation of a GenBank genome assembly.
CACACAAACUUAAAGACUAUUCUCUAAUACGACAAGCUCUAAACAAAGCCUGGAAUCGAAAGCCUAUAAGCAGUCUUGACAUUCUGAAUGCUUAUGGACGGCAGAGAAUAGACAGAAAUACUGCAGAUUAUUUAUCAUCUUCGCUUUCCAUGAGCAAAACCCAGCCAUUUAACUCAGAAAUUGAGGACAAGGAUCAGCCAUUCAAGAAAAGAUAGCAAAAUUUCAAAGUUUUAUGUUGGAGGUCAAAGUAUCAUGGACAAGUACACAAGCUCAAAUACUCAGAACAAGACUUAUAUGAUGAAUAUGAAACAGAGAAAUUACAAAUUUGGACGUUAUAGAGAGAUAAACCCUUAUGCUGAUGAAGAAGAGCCUCUAAAAGCCUUGCCAGAUUUUAACCUCAAAGACAGAGGUUCAUGUUCCUCAUUGUCUGACCACAAAAAUCCAGAGCAUAAAGGGAGUUAUGAAAUCUGAAAUAACUCUGAGACUAUAUUUGAUAAUCACAAAUUAUCAGAGCUUGGCUUAAGUCAGAAAAAUCAGGUCAGCAUUGAAACGCUCAGUGGCAAAAACUUUCCAAAAUCAAUUGAGAAUUCUCAUUCUGAAAAAUCCCUAAGCUCAUCUGAGAAUGACUCCAAAGAAAAUAUAUCUGAGCAUGAUCAAAAACAAGAGAAAGAGAAAAAGCUGAAUCCUCAGUUAAGCAUCAUUGAAGAAGUCCAAUACACUGUAAAAGGAAUAAGACCAGACAGUACCAAGCGAAGACUCAAAAAUCACAAGAAGAGAUUCAAAGCUGCCAAAGUUACUGCCUCUGAAUCAGCUAAAGUAGUGGGUGAUAGCCUCCCCACACUUAAUACUCCUGUUCGUACAAAUAAAGACUUGUUACAAGAUCUGGAGAAGAAAUUUUCAAGAAAUUCUCUGAGCAACCAGAAAAUCAAGAUUAAGUUAUGGAAUUCGCAACAUAAAAAUUCCAAGACUAUUCCGAAGAAGAGAAGAAUCCUGAAGAAUUAUGCCCUUGAUAGCAAGAAACUACUGUCAUUUAACUGCUCAGAAGAGAUUAGGUUAAGAAACUCGAGCCUAACUUCAAUUUUCAGGUCAAAGAAAAUAGUCGAUAUCAAAACUAAAGCAAAGAGAAUAGAUAAAUUACUCUCAAAAAUCCGGGUUUCAAAACUAUUCUAAACACCCUCAACCAAACCCAAAAUCUCCAAAACUCACC